CGCGCUCAUUUUAAUUAGUCUACUUCAGCCACUUGAUGUGUUAACAUGUAUUUUUUGCAAAUAAAAUUUCUUUUUAAAAACUGAGUUUUAAUGAACGUGAACGUGUUUGGCGCCCGAACAGGGACCCUGAAGAGUCUUUCGUGAAAAUUGUGCUGUUCAUUUAACCGCCAGUUUAUAUUGAUCAAUUAUCAAUCACAAGUGAUUGCGGAAAAUUCGAAAGUCGGGGUCGCAACUGAUAUGAACCAUCAUCGAGACCGUCAAGUGGAAGAGUGACUCAUCAACACCAACAACCAACAACCACCAUCCUGGGGAAGAAAGGCAAGAAGGAUAGCAGACCAGACCAUAAAUUUCUUAUCGAUUACCGGCCAAGGUUAAGAUCGUACCAGGCUCUGGCUGCAGCUGUAUCCAACUCCACAGUUCAAGGCAAUUUGGAGGUACGUCAUGACCCACGACCUUUUGGCUGUAUGUCGUGCCGACAUAGACAACAUGAAAGUCAUAAAAAUGGUAAUGGCUUUGCCACACCUGCCAGCACAGAGAGGACCUCCUCACAGCGACCGAGUUCCUCCCUUCUCAAUAGUUGAUGGCCUAAAUGCAAUCAUAGAUUACAUUAAUGAGGGAGAGAUGGAUGCUCGGUUGCAGAACUUAACAGCUUAUGUGAGGAGAUUCUGGGUGGGUGUGAUUGGCGUGGAGUCAUUGUCUACUUUUGGUUGCGCCAGGAGGACCAACAAUGACCUCGAAUCAUUCCACGCCCAACUUCUCUGUGCGUUUGGCGUGAAUCUCGACAUAUGGAGCUUCAUAAGAAGGCUCCAGUUAAUAGAGAGAACCUCCUAUGACAAUCUCAUUAGAGUACAUAGAGAGAUUGCGGUCAACCGACCGAAAAAAGACAAAGUUACUCGCGAUGUCAAGAAGGCGAUCCGUCGUCUUAUAAACGGCGAGAUCACAAUAAUACACUUUCUGAGUGCAGUGGCUCAUGGUGCCGACAACAUUGUCAAUAGGCCACUGCCUCAGAAUGAGUGGUUCCUUCUUGACAUCGCUGGAGAGGAAGAAGUAAUGUGAGAAGGUUGACCGUAUCUCCAGAAGAGGUUGUAAAUAUUAGGUAGAUAGGAAAUAUUAUUAGGAUAGAUCUGUAAAUAUUAAUGUAUUAAUAUAUAAAUAAAUAAAUUGCAACUUGAAAAUUAUGUAGAA
Nilaparvata lugens (brown planthopper) is the source of this 1185-nucleotide messenger RNA. RefSeq lists its product as uncharacterized. The transcript is spliced from 5 exons. The record is from RefSeq and is a predicted model, not a curated record. Lineage: Eukaryota; Metazoa; Arthropoda; Insecta; Hemiptera; Delphacidae. Bases 442 to 1056 code for a protein of 204 amino acids.